Empidonax traillii (willow flycatcher) is the source of this 799-nucleotide messenger RNA. RefSeq names its product putative ankyrin repeat domain-containing protein 26-like protein. The transcript is spliced from 4 exons. NCBI's taxonomy places the organism in Eukaryota, Metazoa, Chordata, Aves, Passeriformes, Tyrannidae. The record is from RefSeq and is a predicted model, not a curated record. Gene Ontology annotation, molecular function: protein binding. The coding region runs from base 359 to 799 and encodes 146 amino acids.
CUGAGCGUCCCACCAGCCAUUGUGACGCCACAGGUGUGAGCAGGGCACGGCUUUGUUGGUGCCCGGAGCUGGCGCUCAGAGCUGCUGUGACCUCUCUGGGAGCAGCAGCACAUCCCGCUCUGGGAGCUUUGUGCGCCUGUUCUGCCGGUUUGGUGGCUACAGGACAAGACCACUGUGCAGGGCAACCUCGUCUGCCCUGUGCUUUAUACCCUUUGCCCGUCCUUAUUCUUGUCCUUGUCCCCUUUGUCCCCCUCACCCUAAACCUCACCCUCAUCCCGUUCAUCAUCCCUACUUGGCUCCCGGCAGCCCCGCUGGGGGCUUCGUGCGCUUCCUGCUGCUGGGAGCUCCGAGCAGGGCCAUGCCGUGGCUUCUCAGCAAGAAGCGACGGCAGUCGCCGUCCAGCAGCACCAGUGGGCAGCCCUGGGCUGCCACCAGCUUCACCAGUGCCUCCGAGCUCAGGGAGAAGGGGCUGGGCAGGCUGCACCGCGCGGCCGCCCGCGGCGACCUGGCCUGGCUGAGGCGCUGGCGCUGGUAUGUGAGGGCAGUUGGCAUCGACAGGCGAGACCAGGACAUGCGGACACCUCUGCAUCUCGCUGCGGCAAAUGGCCAUGCAGAUGUCGUUCGAUAUCUGAUGAGAAAGAACAGCCAGCCCAACCUCACUGACAGCUUCAAGAGAACGGCACUGAUGAAGGCAGUGCAGCAGGAGCAGGAAGAAUGUGUUGCUGUUCUGCUGGAACACGGUGCUGACCCGAAUCUGGCGGACACUGACGGCAACACUGCCCUUCACCUGGCUCUUUGA